AUGGCUUAUUUUCUCCAGAUUGCUACAAUUUCUCCAGGGAUGGCAUCAUGUGAAAACACUCUAAAUACAUUGAGAUAUGCGAAUAGAGUAAAAGAAUUUGGAAUUAGUCCUUCAGACAUUCCCUUCUCACAGGGCAGUGGCAAUCGCUCUGAUCGCUCUCCUUCCUAUGAGUAUGACAACUUUUCUCCUUCUAUUACCAGGGUGAAGGAGCUGAUGGUUGAUCCUAGUUCUGCAGGAGAUAUUCGUCCUAUUAUACACCAUGCUUCCAAUCAGUUCGAUGACUUAGAGACACACUGGGGUGUGGGGAGCUCUCCUCAGAGAGACGAUCUCAAACUGCUUUGUGAACAAAACGAAGAAGAAGUUUCUCCACAGUUGUUUACUUUCCAUGAAGCUGUGUCACAAAUGGUAGAAAUGGAAGAGCAAGUAGUAGAAGACCACAGGGCUGUCUUCCAG
This is a messenger RNA of Merops nubicus (carmine bee-eater), 453 nucleotides long. RefSeq names its product kinesin-like protein KIF2A. The transcript has 4 exons. Gene Ontology annotation, molecular function: ATP binding; microtubule motor activity; microtubule binding. Gene Ontology annotation, biological process: microtubule-based movement. Lineage: Eukaryota; Metazoa; Chordata; Aves; Coraciiformes; Meropidae. The annotation marks the transcript as partial. The record is from RefSeq and is a predicted model, not a curated record.